Schizosaccharomyces osmophilus is the source of this 1290-nucleotide messenger RNA. RefSeq names its product lysine methyltransferase Set8 (gene set8). The coding region runs from base 1 to 1290 and encodes 429 amino acids. Gene Ontology annotation, biological process: peptidyl-lysine monomethylation. Lineage: Eukaryota; Fungi; Ascomycota; Schizosaccharomycetes; Schizosaccharomycetales; Schizosaccharomycetaceae. The transcript has a single exon. Gene Ontology annotation, cellular component: nucleus. Gene Ontology annotation, molecular function: protein-lysine N-methyltransferase activity; protein binding. The record is from RefSeq and is a predicted model, not a curated record.
AUGCAUCCAAGCUUAAAUGAUUUGAUAAGUGCGUUUGUGAAGAAAUGUGUUAAUCUUGAAAUCGCUGAAAUUGAAAGAAAAGGAAAAGGUCUACGAUGUUUAGAAAAAUGCGGCCCUGGACAGCUCCUAUUGGAGGUGCCACUAUCCAAAGUAAUUAAUGAAGAAUUAAUCAUCGAACUUCGAAAGAAGGACGCUACCUUUGCCUCUAUUGCCUCAUCCGAAGAUUGGGAUGUUAUGCCAUUCAGAAAGCAGGUUUUAUUCAUUCUCUGCUACUUUAAGGGAUUGCAUGAGAAGGAGACGGAAUGGAAUCUAUACUUGUCAACUUUUCCAUCCUAUGUUGGUACCCCAGUUCAGUGGUCUGAAUGGGAAAUACAGAGCCUUCAAGGCACUUCAUUGUUCAUGCCGGUAGUCGCCAAACAGAAAUUUUUGAGAGAAGAAUGGGAAGAAUUAAAUAGUACUCAUGAAAGCCUUUGGUCAGGAGAAAUCUCUUUGCCUGAUUGGAUACAUGCCGAUUCCUUAUAUAAUAGUCGAUGCCUUGAAAGCCCUUCGGGUAGUACAGUUUUGUCGCCUGUGGUAGAUUUGUGUAAUCACUCGAAUCAUGCCAAUUCCAGAUGGGAUUUUACUUCAGAUUCCUUGCAAGUGUAUGCUGAGAAGACCAUAUCCAAUGGAGAUGAAAUUACAUUCAACUAUGGUGCCUCCAAAGGCGCUGCGGAAUUUCUAUUCUCGUAUGGAUUUAUUCCUCAGAACGUGAGAGAAAACACAACUGAUGUUAUAAAACUCUUAAUCCCUAAAGAUCCAAAUGAUCCAUUGGACAUUAUUAAACGAAAAUGCUGUAAAAGGCCACCUAUGAUUGAAAUUGCUUCGGAUUCUACCGGUAUAUGGUGGCACGCUCCAUAUUUAUAUUUCUCAAUCUUGAAUUAUGAAGAUUUCACCUGUUUUGGUUUGCAGGAAAAUGAACACGGGGAUAUCGAACCACAAUGGGAAUUUGAAGGGCACAGAACUACCAUUGAGGAACUCCCAGACUUGAUACAAAAGUCUUCUUUGAGAGACUUGUACUACUUGAGAGUCUUUUGCCUUGUUCAGCAGUUAGCCGAAGCAGCUUUCAAACAUAAUAUCGAAAGUGAGAAUUCCAUUUCAUCUCGCAAAGAUGCUGCUAUGUAUCUUUUGUUAAGGGAACGUAAUCUGUUAACAAAGGUAAUACCCUAUAUUCAAGGUUUCGUAGAAGAGUUUGCUCAGUCAGAAAUUGUUUGUAAUUAUUUAGCUGCGCAAGAAACCGAAGGAGAACAAUAG